AUGAUUCGCUCAAGGAGAGGGGUUAACUUGGCUGUUCAAAAGGCUGGGUUGACCCGCACUCUUCGCUCCCCGGCAUGCGCUCGCCAGGGUUUGUGCUCGACGACCCAUUUACGAUAUGCAUCGCGACGUAGUUCGGAGAAAGGGAGACCUGUCGAUGGUUCCUCUAGCUACGAGGAAGACUCUCGCAAGGAGUUGGAUACUGCACGUAUUCAUGGAUUUAUGGAGGCCUUCCGAAGGUCCAAGGGCAUUCACAAGAGCGAGGAUAACAAGGCGGCACCGUCAAGGGGGGCAUUCGGUGCGCUGAGCGGCUGGACUACUCUCGAGGAGCGGCUGGGAACGAGAUCUGACAGACGCUACUCCAGAGAGCGAGAGGACAUAGACGAACUCAAUGACAACUUGGUCGACAGGCAAUCGAGCCAAGCCCCGGCAUCCAACGAACUCGAUCCGGCACAUGACGACUUCGAUCCAGUAUAUAAUCGUAUAAGUGGUAUCGAUUCAGCACCGACGUAUGGCUACAUGGACGAGACCCUCGCCGAGAAGCUGCCCGAAACGCCAGAGGCCUCAGCGCGUCCUACACAUGCACCUAAGAAAGACAAGCAGAAACCGCCAAAGCAGAAAGCAAAGAGGCGUUCCAAGAAGUAUUCGGAGCUUGACGUCAAACGUCUCAGACCAAAAGCGCUUGAGCUCACACCGAUUAAAGAAGAAGAAGAAGACAUUGAGGUGCCACACCUGUCGUAUGGCCUCGAUAAAGUUCUCUUCAAUAGCGGCGUUUAUCAGAUACAAGAUCAGCGGUCGAAAGUGUAUAAUUUCGACCCCUACCUCACCUCAAUUAUGCCGAUUGAUCAGUUCGAUUUUGACGCUCUUAAAGCCUACAUCACUUCAUCCAAAGAUUCGAAGCUGCGGGCCAUCAGCGCCAAGCACGGAAAGAAGUAUUGUGGUUCUACCUCUAGCAUGACAGCUCUAUUGUCCCACUUCCAUUUUCUCAUCUCCCAAUGGCGUGAGCCAAACUUUGGUCAUUUGUCCAAGGAGCUCAAGAUCGAGUCGCGCAAUUUCACAGCCCUAAGUCGUACGCCGGCUGCAGCGUACGCCAGACUCAAGGACGGCGUUUAUGCGAUUGAUGCCGAUAAGGAAUAUGACAGGGAAAAUGUUCUCAGUAUGUUGGGUAAGUCGAUGGAAAAGCUUCUCACACUUCCCAAAGAAGAAUACGAGAAAUAUCGAGUCAGUCGUUCGCAUCUCCUUACAGAGGAGGAACGGAAUGCCGACGAAGCCUAUCAUUACACCACGUUGGGUGACUUCAUGAUGCGUUCCCAGCUCGAUGCUUAUGAUCCUCGCCUGCCUGGCACUGGCGUUUUUGACCUCAAGACUAGGGCUGUUCUUACGAUUCGAAUGGAUGUCCAUGAUUAUGAGAAGCGAAGGGGCUAUGAACUCACCCAGCGAUUUGGCCAAUUUGCCUCAUUUGAGAGAGAAUACCAUGAUAUGAUCCGAGCAGCGUUUCUAAAGUACUCUCUUCAGGUUCGAAUGGGUAGAAUGGAUGGUAUUUUUGUUGCAUUCCACAACACCCAACGUAUCUUUGGCUUCCAGUAUAUUCCUCUGGAGGAAAUGGAUGAAUCUCUCCACGGUACUGAACGCCGGGAGCUUGGAGACCAGGAAUUCAAGGUUAGCUUGAAGAUCCUAAACGACUUGCUUGACCGUGCCUCCAAGAAGUUUCCUGGCCGCAGCUUGCGUCUUGUCGCCGAAGCUCGUCAAGCCAAAGUUCCCUUUAUGUACUUCUUUGCUGAGCCAGUCUCGGAUGAGGAAAUGAAGGAGUCCGACGAGGCUUCGACGGAGUCGACGAUGAAACUUGCGGAAGAAAUCAUUGACCAAAGUCAGAGAGACCGUGAAGCAUUGGAGUUGACUGAGAAGGAGCUGGAGCAGGGGCAAGAGCAGGAGCAAGAACAUGAAGCGGAAUCGACGGUUGAAGAUUCCGAGAAACCUAUUGAUGAAGGGGUUGUAAAAGUGGAUGAUGCUUGGCGGGCUCUGAUGGGAAAGGUGGAAGAAACCAUCGAGAACGAGUCACUUGGAAAGGACUUCAUCAAAGAAUCACUGCACGAUGCCCUCGAGGAAGUCGAUUUUCUCAGUGACAGCACUGCAAAGGAGUAUGAGCAGGAUCUGGAUGCACUGGUGGAGUCUUUGGCCGAUGCAUUCAUUGUGCCGAGAGAAACCCGGGAGGCAUCGGAAACGAACGUGGUUGAUGAAGACUCAAACUCGAACAACGGAUCGCCGAGUGUUGAGACAGACCUCAAGCAUGAUAGCCCUCCUUCGGAGCCAAUCGUCGAGGUAGCGUCUGAGGAUGAUGCACCCGCCACACCCAUUUCAAAAGGGGAGGUAUCUGCACAAGCUGAAGCGGGAUCGUCGCCUGUCGGCGAAACAUCCAAAUCUGAUACCUUGAGGAACUUGAUCAUCCAAGUCACAAAAGGUAUCGAGGAUAAAAAAGUUGAGGAACUGGGUAAAUUCGAGCGUAUGCUAGCGGAGUUCGCUGCGAAGACAAAACAGGCUACCACCAAGCCUGAUGAUAACGCGAUGGAUGAAAAAGAGUCGUCCACUCAACCCCCCGCGGAUGCUGUGCCAAGCAGUGUUGACGAGGCAGAGGGCAAUGAGGCUCCUCAGCCAGUAGAAGAGGAAACUCAGCCUUCGGAUGAGCUCGAGUUUAAUUAUACGCCCCCGAAAGACGUUCUUGGGAUGUAUGUUACCGUUCGCAACUAUCAAAAUCGCCGACCGGUAGAUCGCCCUGAGAUUGGCAACGAGAAGAGAUUUUCCUGGGUUGUCGAAUAUAGUAUUCAGGAACUUGAGGAUUCAGAGGCAAAAAGGAUUUAUGCCCAAAGCAGAAAACGCCGCUUCGUCCAGUUCGACAACAUCAGGAAGAAGAAGGAUUCAACUUACCAGCAGCAUUUUCAGUCAAUAAUGCUUCGACUGUCAAAACAGGGUGCUAAAUUCCGCCAGGCUUUUGAAAACGAACAAAAGGGCAAAGACCUUCUCGUUGCUUGGGAUAAGAAGCCGAUUCCCAAUGAAGAGGAGGAAAUCCCUGGGACCAAAAAGGCGUAG
Clonostachys byssicola is the source of this 3081-nucleotide messenger RNA. The record is from the annotation of a GenBank genome assembly. NCBI's taxonomy places the organism in Eukaryota, Fungi, Ascomycota, Sordariomycetes, Hypocreales, Bionectriaceae.